This is a messenger RNA of Linum trigynum, 2928 nucleotides long. The record is from the annotation of a GenBank genome assembly. Lineage: Eukaryota; Viridiplantae; Streptophyta; Magnoliopsida; Malpighiales; Linaceae.
AGUGUAAAUUCAAAGGAGAUGGAUCUGUAAAGAGAUUUGAAGAUAACGAAGAGGCGGAGUGAUAUGUUACCCGACUAACAUCGUUGCAUGUCACGGCUCCUCCGAUGACAACAACAACAAAACACAAAAGUGGCUCGAUAAGUGGAGGCGCCGCUUUUAAUGAAUCGAUUAUUCUCCACUCUCGAUUAUAGUCUUGUAUUGUUGGUAGUUGGUUGCAUGUUGUGUUGUUCGUGAGUUCGUGGAGAAAUGGAGAUGAGUUUGGGUAUCAGACUAACCUUUAUCGAUUAUUCUCUUCUUUUAACGAAUCGAUUAAUUUAUCUGACGAUAUCUAUGGACUUGGUUUUAUUAUAAAAUAAACAUAUACCAUAGGGACAAUGCUUAUUUAAUAAAAGAAUCUCACAUGAACAUUAUUGUGUAUUGACUUGGUUUUGUUUUAUAGAAUAAGUGCAUAUUUGAUUUUGGUAGCUACUUUAAUUCUUAGUCUUCCAAGUUUCACAAACUAAUAUAACUAAUGUGGUUAAUGUGGGUUACAAAGUAUUUUGAAAAAAUAAAUAUAACUAAUGUGGUUAAUGCGGGUUUUGUGGGUAGACCACUGUGGGUAGUGGUUAACCACUAACCACAAAAAUUAAUAUUUUGAUACCCACACCCAACCCACUAUCCACAAAUUGUUGAUAUGGGUAUCCACAAAGUGUGCGGUUUGGUGCGGUUUGCAGGUUACCCGCAACCCGCAAACCAAACUUCCACCCCUAGUAUCAAUGCACAUUUCACUUUGACAAUUUUUUAUUGUUUCAUAUAAUGUCAUAUAUGUCUUAUUUUGCAUAUUAAAUUAUUAAAAUUAUAAAUUUUGUUCUCGUAUAUAUAAUAGAUUGGGUUCCCACCCAACCCGACCCAAACCCUGACUCAAGACAUCCGUAGGGUCUUGAAAUUAAUGAGUAGAUUUGGAUUUACAAUAAUUCAACCCAUGAUUCAUUUGAUCUGGUAGUUAAAAUGCUCGAAAACCGAUAGUACAUAUCAUCCACCCUCCUAUUUGGAAAAAGACUUGGAAUAUCCAAGUCCCGCCUAAGCUCAAAUUUUUCAUAUGACAAUGCCUCAAAGUCAUACUUCCCACAAUAGCGGCCCUUCAAACUCGUGGAGUAAACUGCGUUAACCGAUGCCCUGUCUGCUGGAGACAUCGAGAAAGCAUUGAACAUUUAUUCUUCAAAUGCCCACUAGCCAUCAGAUUGUGGACUUUAGUGGGAUUGAGCAACUUUAUUGAGACCGCCCAGACUGUUAACUUUAGUCUAUGGUGGCGACGUGUCAUGGUCUCUAAGACCUCCCCAUUCCACAUUCUCCAAUGAGUCUGUUUACUUUGGAGAAUCUGGAAGUCUAGAAAUAAAUGACCUUCGAAUUUUACCAACCUCAUGUCUGUUUCCUAGCCAUACAGUUCUACAACCAGGUCCUCGAAGUCUCCAAUCUUCUCCUUCCUCCUCCACCCCGCAGCUCUCUACUCCCAAACCAUCCUACCACCACUUGGGUCCCUCCGCCAGAAGACUUUUUGAAGAUCAACUUCGACGCUGCUGUUAGUGCCACCGAGUGUUCGUCUGGUCUUGUUAUUCGUGGGUCAGAUGGGCAUGUGGUAUUGGCGUUCGGGCUGCAGCAUCAAGGAAUAGUCAAUCCUUACUUGGAAGAGCUUCUAGCCUUUAGAGAUGCUAUCUCCAUCGUAGCCUCAAGAUCCUUGACCCGCGUGAUAGUCGAAGGUGAUUACGAAGUGGUCGUCAAGGCGUCAUAGAAGACUCGAUUGGUGGUCCGGUGUUACGAGAGUGUCAUCAGAUCCUUAGCUCUUUGUCUGUUUGUAUAGAGUUUAGGGCGGUACCUAGGUCCGCCAACAGUGCUGCCCAUAGAGUGGCGCGUAAAGCACUGCUUUUGUCUCAUUUAAAGCUAGAAUCUUUUGAUUUUUUGGGGUGACUUCUUUAGAGUCUUUAAGGGGUCCCGGGUAGAAUUGUAAGUUUAACUAUUAUCCUCCAUUGAUAUCACUCAGAAAUAAAAAAAAAACUCAACCGAGCCAUGUACAACUAUAAUGAGCUUAGCUCUAGCUUUGGUAAACCUCAGUUCAACUCGGUUUAUUUAUUUUGUUGAGAAAAAUCGACAUGAUUUCAUUGAAAUCAAGGAAAAUCUAAGAAGCUACAACAUCAGCUAUCUGAGUAGAGAUAAUAUCAAACUAAACUCUAUUGUAACUUGUUAGACAAAUCCCACAUCUACAAAGCACGAGAGAGAUCCAUGGUUCCUAAGUAAGAAACCAACCUUCACUGACAAGACGUGUUUUGGGUAGGGAUGGUAAUUUCGACCUGACGCAUUUUACUCGACCUGUUUGGCCUGUUAUGGGCGGGUCCGACCCGCCCCGUAGGCAGGGCAGGGCGGGCAUACGUACACUCAUCAACCCGACCUGCCUGACCGCCCCAUUCUCGACCUGUUCUUCCCAAGGUUCUAAAAAGCGCGCCUUGGCACUCGCAUAAGCUCGUCAACGCACAACUCAGAAGGAAAACGCAUCGCCUUGGCCAAAAGCAGGGAACAAGACGUCACAAUCAUGUUAUGGCCUCAACGGUGCCUAGUCAGUAUUGAGUUGUGCCUCAAAGUGAUGUCCAGGAGCAACUCAGAAGGAAAACACCUCUACCUUUUGAUAUGCUACUAGGUUAUAGAGGAAUCAAGACUGUCCUUCCUUUUAAUUCUCCCCCUCCUGAUUGUUUCUACCCGUUAGGCUAGAGUUAGAGACAACCAUUUUUAGAGUAACUUCUUCUUUCUUUAUAGCGCUUCUUCGCUGCUAUUUUCCAACUUCUUAUUCGUUUCUCAUUUCUGCACUCUAGGUUUUAUACUUUACCAUGUAGUGUUGAUCAAGGUUUAGAAAUGAGAGGUAGAUGCGAUGAUAUUGGUUCAUAAACUUGUGAUUCUAGG